GCUCCCCUCCUAUCCACACCCCUCCCACCUUCGGCAUCCCCCGAAAAGCCCUGACCCGCUGCAGCCACUGGAUUGGGCUCAGCAACCGUUAGCCCAGGUCACUGAUGGGGGCUAUGUGUAGUUUCCCCACCGUUCCACGCUUUACAUCAUUUAGUUAUGUACAGGCUGGGGUUUCAGACCUGGAAUAACAUUACAACGCACUGAAGGAGCCGUCCUUAAAUACGGCACAAUUCUGUGGGGAGAGAAACAGUGUCGAAGUUGUGUGCCGCUUGGUCUGCGGGGAGGAGGAGAGAGAUGUCAGAUUAGUGUGUACCGUUGUUCAGAGCAGGGCUACUUUUUGAGUAGCGAUGACUGUGGAGUAGUUAUUGAAACAAAUGCUUGAAAGCUGAAUCCUCCAUUUCCACCAGCUGCAGAGAUCAAUACAAGGAAUGGAUGGGCAAACUGACAAAGAUUUCAAUCUUUUAUCUGAAGAGAAUUCUGACUUUGAUAUUUUGUUAUCCCCUGCAAGUGGAAAAAGUGAUGAUGAUGAUGAAGUUUUUCUUGGGCCAGUUCGACACGUGGAAAAAUGUGUUGCUAUUGGAAUUGAUUUAAAUUGCAAGGAAGAGAAAAGUUUGAAGUCUGCAGAAAUUGUGAAUUGGAGUCCUCUGAACACAGACCAGUUUGUUGAAGUUUCCAGAGAAGCCAAUUUACUAGCACUGCAUUUUGAAAACCAUGUGGAGGGAAAGUCUGAGAAAAUGGGAAAUGAAAUGAUACACAGUAAAAAUGUGGAACAAUUUAUAGAGGAAUCAAAAUUAAAACUGACCCUUCUGAGGGGUAUUAGCAGCCCAAGUUGUCCAAGAAGAGAAACCUUUGUAGUUCAAGAUAGUCCACUGAGGUUACUUCCACUUGCAAUCCAGAAAAGUCUGCAGGUUUGUUCUUCCAAUGCUCGUCCUGGCUUUCUAUUAAAAUCACCUAAGAAAGCUGUUGUCCAGGUAAUCAACUCUUCUGUGCAGCCUCUACAAAACUGCAGAAAUCCAACAUUAGGCAAUGAUGAUGUGGCUUGUACUGAGAGCAUAACUUUGAGGGAAGUUCCAUUAGGUGAACAGCCAACAUGGACAUCAGAAAAGGGAAGCCAACCAAAGGUAUCUGGGUCUAAGGUUUCAGGUUCUGUGAAGAAGCAGAGUGCUGGUAUGGCAGUAAGGACUCUCAACCAUGCUUCGUCAUCUAUAUCCAGUGUUCAUUCUGGUCUUCAUAAUUCUGCUAGUGGUGGCAAAGUGGUGUCCAUGAAUGUUUCCUUAAACUCAUCAAAAUUGCAAAAUUCAAAAAAUGGCAGCAGAAUUGUGGCUCCAAAGAGCAAGUCAAGUUCUACAUGUGCAAUUGACGUUCCAAAAACAAAAUUAAUGAAACCAGCAAAUACUUGUCAAUUAACCACUCCUGGAAAGAUGAAUCAGCAAGGAUCAGGGAUGCAGACCCUGCCCUUUAGAGGUUUACAAAGAAGUGGCUCAAUUGAUAUGAAGGUUGAAACUAAAAUCAAAUCAAACCAAGUUGUAAAUGCAUUAGGGAAGGAUCCGUGUGCAAAGACUAAGACAUCUAUUAUUCCUAGCCUAGUUUCAAAAAGAUCCAGUGCACCUUCACCUCGAACCACAAAGUCAAAAAUAACAGAACCAAAGAAGCUGUUGUCAUGCGGUGCAAUUGAGAGUGUUAUAGAGGCUUGUACUCCAAACAAACCACCUAUUCGAGGAAUGCUGCAAACACCUAACGUUCCAAAUAGACUGACUUCAGUAACACCUGGCACGAGACGUUUAUCUGCUUUACCCACACCAUUAAAUCGCCGCAGGUCGGUUAUUCCAACAUUCACUCCACAAACACAACCAAGACUUGGGUCGUUGUCUCGCCAAGCUAUAGCUAAUCAAAACCGUAGUAUGUCAGCCUGUGGAACUAUUCUAGCAAGUAGUGAACAGAAAAUGUCGAGAAAGCCACCAGCUCUUUGCUCAUCUGAUUCCUCUGAAGAAGAGAUAUCUCCACCUCUGGUUCCUUGUUUCCUGGAUUUUUCUCCAGAUAAACCACAGACUGUAUGCCAAGUGAAAACUGUAGAGCAUACAUCUGAGACUCAAAUCAUGGAGAAUCUCUUAGUUGAAGUUAAUACAAAAAAUAAACAAAUUGAAGACCACCCACUUAUUGAUCUCUCAAAUACUCCUGACCUAAAGAGGGUUGCACCAAUGAAGGCUCCUGAACCGCUUAUAGAUUUCAGCUCUCCACUGAUUACGUUGAGCCCCGAAAACAAGGAAAAUGUGAAUAUGGACUCUCCUUUGCUGAAAUUUUAGAAAAGGUCCUGUUAUGGUCUACAGCUACUAUACAUAUUACUGUUGUAAUAUUACUUUAAUCUUGUUCUUUAAACUGUUUUGUUCUCUCUGUGUAUUUCCUUGUUUCUAAGUCAGUGGAUGUUCUGAAAUAAUGGGUCAGUGUCAUUCUUUUGGAUUACUAUGUCUCUUUGGACCACAGUUAAUCUCAUAUUGUAUCACUUGCCAUAUUAUUCCUGGUAGUGAAAUUUGUCUAUUGUGAUUAUAUAUUUUUAAAAAUUGAAAAGCUAAUCAACUGAAUAAAGGGGAAAAAAUUAAAA
Molecule: messenger RNA, 2599 nt
Organism: Carcharodon carcharias (great white shark)
Lineage: Eukaryota; Metazoa; Chordata; Chondrichthyes; Lamniformes; Lamnidae
Product: G2 and S phase-expressed protein 1-like
Exons: 11
Coding region: 429-2303 (624 amino acids)
Cellular component (GO): microtubule cytoskeleton; cytoplasmic microtubule
Molecular function (GO): microtubule binding
Source: RefSeq, a predicted model, not a curated record